Messenger RNA from Passer montanus (Eurasian tree sparrow), 7007 nucleotides. It is a transcript of the gene NOS1, whose product is annotated as nitric oxide synthase 1. The transcript is spliced from 29 exons. Gene Ontology annotation, molecular function: flavin adenine dinucleotide binding; FMN binding; NADP binding. NCBI's taxonomy places the organism in Eukaryota, Metazoa, Chordata, Aves, Passeriformes, Passeridae. Gene Ontology annotation, biological process: nitric oxide biosynthetic process. The record is from RefSeq and is a predicted model, not a curated record. The coding region runs from base 683 to 4996 and encodes 1437 amino acids.
AAAUCGCCGCAGUGGCAGUGCCAGACCCCGCUCCCGGCCGCCGCUGUGUGUGCGGGGCGCGCAAAGCUUUGGUGGAAAUGUGUUCAGCCCUUGCCCUGCUCCGCGGGCUGUGAUCCCCCCGCACGCGUGGGAAGAGCAGCCCGGUAACCCCCGAGCCGCGGAGAUCGUGUGUGUGAUCCGUGCGAGGCCACGCGUUCCUAAGGAGCUCAGGGAGAGCCGAGCAUCCUGAGCGGCACAUUCCCGGCGGAUCCCGGGAUCCUCCGGCCGAGGGACCCGGCUGCAGCCCCUCGGCACGCUCCCCUCCGAGAGAUAAAGAAGCCCGCGCGCCGUCGGCGGGGAUGCCGGUGAAGCGGGCGGGCUGCCUCCGCCUCCCAGCCCGGCGCGGGACCCGCGGCUGACCGCAGGCUGCAAUGUUCCCCGCUCCAGGCGAUGCCCAGCCCUGCCCGCCCCGCUCCUAGGCUGCCUUCCCGGCGGUGACAUUCCCGCUUUCCUGCUGCUGGCAGAGCAGCGCCCCGAGCAUGCCGCAGGAAGCCCCUCGGCAGCCGAAGCCCAGGGGAGUUUUCCAGUGAGUCCCGCUCCCUGAAAGCCAGAGUUGCCCUUUCCCAGCCCGGCGUUGGGAAGCGCCUCCGACAGCGAAUUCCCCUGCCCAGCGGGUGUCGAGGUCCUGGAGGAGGGGGCUGCCAUGGAAGAGAAUGUGUUCAGCGUGCAGCAGAUCCAGCCCAACGUCAUCUCGGUGAGGCUCUUCAAGCGCAAGGUGGGCGGCCUCGGCUUCCUGGUGAAGGAGCGCGUCAGCAAACCGCCCGUCAUCAUCUCGGACCUGAUCCGGGGCGGGGCUGCCGAGCAGAGUGGCCUCGUCCAGGCUGGGGACAUCAUUCUGGCCGUCAAUGGCAGGCCCCUGGUGGACAUGAGCUAUGAGACGGCGCUGGAGAUCCUGAGAAGCAUCGCCUCCGAGACCUACGUGGUCCUCAUCCUGCGCGGCCCCGAGGGCUUCACCACUCACCUGGAGACCACCUUUGCGGGCGACGGGACGCCCAAAACCGUCCGUGUCACCAGACCCCUGUGCCCGGCUCCCAAGGCGGUUGACUUGUCCAACCCAAGCGCUCCCAGCAAAGAGCAGCCGCUGCCAGCAGCCAUGGGAUCGCUGUGGGCCAGGGAAGCGGGGAAGGAGGUGGAGCCCGUGGUCCACGUUAACGGCGUCGUUCCCGGCAGCAAAGGGCCGGAGGGCGGCAAGGGCAGGGACGGGGCUUGUGGUCACUCCUGUCUCAACGGCGGCGUGGAAGACAACGAGCUGCUCAAAGAGAUCGAGCCCGUCCUGGACCUGCUGAAGAGCAGCAGUAAGGACAGCGGUGGAGAUGCGCCCUCCAAGGUAGAGACACGGGAUAUAGAAGUCCAGGUGGACUGUUUCAGGGAAGGGGAGAACAGUCCCCAGAAAGCUUUGCCGGCUCGGAUGGAGAACGAUCGUGUCCCGGGGGACCUGUGGGGGAAGAGCAACGUCCCCGUGGUCCUGAACAGCCCCUACUCCAAGGCAGAGCAGCCGCCGCCAUCCGGGCGCCAGUCCCCGACCAAGAACGCCCCCAACGGGAGCCCUUCCAAAUGCCCCCGCUUCGUGAAAAUCAAGAACUGGGAGACGGGCUCCGUGCUCCACGACACCCUGCACCUCAAGACUGCCAUGGCCACGGCGUGCACCGAGCAGAUCUGCAUGGGCUCCGUGAUGACGCCCAGCCCCCACAUCCGCAAGUCAGAGGACACCAGGACCAAGGAGGAGGUGCUGCUCCUGGCCAAGGACUUCAUUGACCAGUACUACUCCUCCAUAAAGAGAUCCGGCUCCAAGGCCCACAUGGAGAGGCUGGAGGAGGUGACCAAGGAGAUUGAGGCCACUGACACCUACCAGCUGCGGGACACGGAGCUGAUCUACGGGGCCAAGCACGCCUGGAGGAACGCGGCGCGCUGCGUGGGCAGGAUCCAGUGGUCCAAGCUGCAGGUGUUUGAUGCCCGGGACUGCACCACGGCCCACGGGAUGUUCAAUUACAUCUGCAACCACAUCAAGUACGCCACCAACAAGGGGAACCUCAGGUCUGCCAUCACCAUCUUCCCGCAGCGCACGGACAGCAAGCACGACUUCCGCAUCUGGAACGCGCAGCUGAUCCGCUACGCCGGCUACAAACAGCCCGACGGCUCCGUGCUGGGGGACCCCGCCAACGUGGAGCUCACCGAGAUCUGCAUCCAGCAAGGCUGGAAGGCUCCGUACGGGCGCUUCGAUAUCCUGCCCCUGCUCCUCCAAGCCAACGGCAACGACCCCGAGCUCUUCGAAAUCCCGCCAGAGCUCGUGCUGGAAGUGCCCAUCCGACACCCCAAGUUUGAGUGGUUUAAGGACCUGGGCCUGAAGUGGUAUGGGCUGCCAGCCGUUUCCAACAUGCUCCUGGAGAUCGGGGGCUUGGAGUUCUCCGCCUGCCCCUUCAGCGGCUGGUACAUGGGCACGGAGAUCGGCGUCCGCGACUACUGCGACAACUCCCGCUACAACAUCCUGGAGCAAGUGGCCAAGAAAAUGAACCUGGAUAUGAGGAAAACGUCCUCGCUGUGGAAGGACCAGGCCCUGGUGGAGAUCAACAUCGCUGUGCUCUACAGCUUCCAGAGUGACAAGGUGACCAUCGUGGAUCACCACUCGGCCACCGAGUCCUUCAUCAAGCACAUGGAGAACGAGUACCGGUGCCGGGGGGGCUGUCCCGCCGACUGGGUCUGGAUCGUCCCGCCCAUGUCGGGCAGCAUCACCCCCGUCUUCCACCAGGAGAUGCUCAACUACCGCCUGACGCCCUCCUUUGAGUACCAGCCGGACCCCUGGAACACCCACGUGUGGAAAGGGGUCAAUGGGACACCCACCAAGAAGAGGGCCAUUGGCUUUAAGAAGCUGGCAAAGGCUGUGAAGUUCUCAGCCAAGCUGAUGGGCCAAGCCAUGGCCAAGAGGGUCAAGGCCACCAUCCUGUACGCCACGGAAACGGGGAAGUCCCAGGUCUAUGCAAAAACCCUCUGUGAGAUCUUCAAACACGCCUUCGAUGCCAAGGUGAUGUCCAUGGACGAGUACGACGUGGUGCACCUGGAGCACGAGACCAUGGUCCUGGUGGUCACCAGCACCUUUGGCAACGGGGACCCGCCUGAGAACGGAGAGAAAUUCGGCUGUGCAUUAAUGGAGAUGAAGAAUCCCAACUCCAACCUGGAGGAGAGGAAGAGCUACAAGGUGCGCUUCAACAGCGUCUCCUCCUACUCGGACGCGCGGAAAUCCUCCACUGAUGGCCCUGACUCCAGGGACAACUUCGAGAGCACGGGGCCCCUGGCAAACGUCAGGUUCUCCGUGUUUGGGCUGGGCUCCAGGGCUUACCCCCACUUCUGCGCCUUCGCCCGCGCCGUGGACACGCUGCUGGAGGAGCUGGGGGGAGAGAGGAUCCUCCGCAUGGGAGAAGGGGACGAGCUCUGUGGCCAGGAGGAAUCCUUCAGGACCUGGGCCAAGAAGGUCUUCAAGGCAGCGUGUGACGUGUUCUGCGUGGGGGACGACGUCAACAUCGAGAAAGCCAACAACUCCCUGAUCAGCAACGACCGCAGCUGGAAGAGGAGCAAGUUCCGCCUGACCUACGUGGCUGAGGCCCCCGAGCUCACACAAGGACUGUACAGCAUCCACAAGAAACGUGUCUAUGCAGCCCGGCUCCUCACACGCCAGAACCUGCAGAGCCCCAAGUCCAGCCGCCUGACGAUUUUCCUGCGCCUGCACACCAACGGGCACCAGGAGCUGCAGUACCAGCCCGGGGACCACCUGGGCGUCUUCCCGGGCAACCACGAGGACUUGGUCAAUGCCCUCAUCGACAGGCUUGAGGAUGCCCCUCCGACCAACCAGCUGGUGAAGGUGGAGCUGCUGGAGGAGAGGAGCACGGCUCUAGGUGUCAUCAGUAACUGGACAGACGAGAACCGUGUCCCACCCUGCACCAUCUUCCAGGCCUUCAAGUACUACCUGGACAUCACCACCCCUCCCACCCCGCUGCUGCUGCAGCAGUUCGCUCUGCUGGCCACCAAUGACAAGGAGAAGAAACGUCUGCAGGUCCUCAGCAAGGGCUUGCAGGAGUAUGAGGAGUGGAAGUGGUCCAAGAACCCCACGAUCGUGGAGGUGCUGGAGGAGUUCCCCUCGGUGCAGAUGCCCUCCACGCUGCUGCUCACCCAGCUGCCCCUCCUGCAGCCUCGCUACUACUCCAUCAGCUCGUCCCCAGAGAUGUACCCAGGAGAGGUGCACCUCACCGUGGCUGUGGUGUCCUACCGCACCCGAGAUGGAGAGGGACCAAUCCACCACGGAGUGUGCUCCUCAUGGCUCAGUCGGAUCCAGACAGAUGAAGUGGUGCCCUGCUUUGUACGAGGUGCCCCCGGGUUCCACCUGCCCCAGGACCCCCAGGUGCCCUGCAUCCUCAUCGGCCCCGGCACCGGCAUCGCCCCUUUCCGCAGCUUCUGGCAGCAGCGGCUCUUCGACAUCCAGCACAAAGGGCUGAAGCCGUGUCCCAUGGUGCUGGUGUUUGGCUGCCGGCAGUCCAGGAUUGACCACAUCUACAAGGAGGAGACGCUCUUUGCCAAAAGCCAGGGUGUCUUCAGAGAGCUGUACACGGCCUAUUCCCGGGAACCCGACAAACCAAAGAAAUACGUGCAGGACGUGUUACAGGAGCAGCUGGCCCAGACCGUGUUCAAAGCACUGAAGGAGCAGGGAGGCCACAUCUACGUCUGCGGGGAUGUCACCAUGGCUGGGGACGUCCUCAAGGCCGUGCAGCUCAUCGUGAGGCAGCAGGGCCAGCUGUCAGCAGAGGAGGCAGGAGCCUUCCUCAGCAAGCUGCGGGAUGACAGCCGGUACCACGAGGAUAUUUUUGGAGUCACCCUGCGCACGUACGAGGUGACAAACCGCCUUAGAUCCGAGUCCAUCGCGUUCAUCGAGGAGAGCAAAAAAGACACGGAUGAGGUUUUCUGCUCCUAACUGGACCCUUCGCCCCCAGGGGAUGCCAAACCAGUCCCAGCACCUGCUGCCCCCUCCAGCUGGAGGGCACUGGGUUUUGUAUUUCACGGACACGCUGGCUCCUUUCCCAGGGGAACUGCCCAUGGAAAGCGCUCUGUCUCUCGUCCUGUUCUUGUGUCCUGAUGAUGAUGAUGAUGAUGACUUUUAUUUCCUUUCCUUCCUCCUUCUCUUGCUCUUGUCCUGUGGCCAUUUCUUUUCACUUCCUUCCCUUUCCCUGGAUUUCCCCACUGGAGUUUGAUGGCUUUAUAACCUGCAGUGGCUCUUUUCAGAAUUCCACACUUCCCUUCCUUCCCGUGAGGGCAUUUUGCAGCUGCAUGAAAUCACCACCUUUGUGAUCAUUUUUGGGAGUUCCUGGGGGUGAGCAGAGGUGGCAGGGGCUGGGCAAUGGCGAGGUCUUGUUGCUUGCCCAGAGCUGGGGGUUGUUCCUGCCAGGCUCCCUCUUUCCCUGCUCGGGGCUUGGCUGAAUCCUUGUGUUUCCAUGGCUUUCCUCUGGAUUUGGACAAACCUGGGCACAUGACCGAGGCUGGGGGCAGAUGAUGUGCAAUUCCCUUGAAUUUUAUUCAUCCCCAAGCAGCCUGGGUACAGCUGUGUGGUUUUUGAUCUGAUUUACAUGUCACGAUUGCUCCUAAACGGGCCCUGCUUUGUCUCUCUUCUCUCUUCUCCUGCUCUCUUUUCAUUUUCCCUCUGAGCCUCUCCUUUUGCUCACUCCCAACUUUUGCUGGCAUGGAAAUUCUCCCACAAGCUCUGAGCACACAGGCUGUUGUGCAAGCCAAGGAAAAGCUCCUGGCAGUGACUUCUCCAGGGGGUUUUCCAGGGAAUAUCUGAUCUGCAGCCACGCUGGCUGCACCCAGAGCUUUGCACACCCUGAUCCCUCUCCCAGGUGAGCCUGGAAAGACACGAGGAUGGGACAGAAGCAGCUCCCAGCUGCCAGAGGGAGCAAAGGCAGCACUUGGAGGGGGAUGGAGGCUCCAGGUCUUUGGCAAGGAUGUGCCAACAGAGGAAUCAUGAAAUCCCAGAGCCAGCAGCUCUUAGCACAUCUCAUGAGCACUUCUGGGAGAGCAGACCCAGCCCUUUCCACGUUUUAGGGAGCAGAAAGUGCCACCGUGGAGCCACCUGCCUGCCAAGAGAGAUGCGUGUGGCAUUUUGGGGGUGAGGCAGGCCCCUCUGUGCCACCUGCCAGUGGCAUGAGCUGUCUCAGCCAGGACAGCUCCUGUGAGAAGGGAGGUGAGAUCAGCUGCAAAGGUGCUGGGCUCUGACACGCUCACACCUCAGCCCUGCUGCAAGAACCUGGCCCCAAAAGCAAUUUAACACAACCACAGAAAGGUUGGAGGAAACAGAAAGCCUCUAACAGAGAAAAGCUGUCUGCAAGGGAAAGCAAACACGACCUUGUGUGUCCUUCCUCCUGCUGCACCCUGAAGAGUCACAGAACAUUCUGAACUGAAGGGACCCACAAGGAUCCAGCCCAGCUCCUGAGUGAAUCCCCAUCCAGGGACUGAACCUCAGCAUUUCUGGCACCAGGCUCUGCCCAGCUGAGCCCAGCCCAGGUUUGUCCUCCCUCACUGCCACACAAGGACAGCAGGACGUGGCUGCAGCUCUUGCUGGGGGCAGGGAUGCAGGGUUGGCAUCUUGAGGUGGCAGCUGCUGCUCCUCCCCUCCUGCCCUGCUGUGCAUGGAUAUCCUGGAUGGAGCCGUGCUCCUGGACUGCUGACAGCACAGGGACUGCCCAGGAGCUUUCACAGGGCUCAGAUCACCUGCCCUGAGCUAAAGGCAGCACAGAAACAGCUGCAGGAGCUCUGCUGAUCUCCCAGCCACGGAACAAGCCCCACUGCCCCGGGCUGUGCUGUUAUUGCCACCCUCAGCCAGGAUCUCCUGCCCUCUCCUGCCUCGUCUCCAUGGGCUGUGACACCUUCUGCAACUUCGACCCCUGAACCCCUGAAGCAUCUCCAGCCUAAAAUCCAGGAGCAAAAGGGCU